AGUACUGCAUACACAGCGGGUGUCAUCCAUGCCAAUGCCAUGUGUUAUUUCGUCUGCAUGCACCUAACUUAAUUAUCUCCUUUCUUCACUCUUCCAUUUCUCACCCACCCAACCCCGUUUUAUUUGCAUUUUGAGAGAGAGAGAGAGAAAAAAAAAAAGAUGGAGGGUAUCACGGCCACCGUGUGCAAGGGCGUCAAAGAGUAUUGGAGGAGGAAAGGCUACCGGAGACUAAACGGGUCGGGUAGGAGAAGGAGGAACCGGGUUGAGCUGGGAAGCACCCGAACCGGGAAGGGUCGGUUCUGGCGGUGGAGGAUCAGACUCGCACCCAAGAUCCGAAUAAAAAAAAUCCCCUCUCCCAAGAAGGUUGUCCUUUGGGUGAGGGACGCGUACGUGCGGAUGAUGCUGGGCUUGGCCAACUCACGCGUCAUGACCGCUGGGGCCUCAGCUUCGGGCUUCGGUGGGCCCCUGUCAGCCGUUGACACCUCCUUCGCGGGCUUCGGUCGGGCCCAACCCAAAGAGUACGACGACAAAGCCAUCAUCCAGAUCUACAAGUCCAUCCUCAUGGCGCAUGGAGCGUUGGUACCUCGUGACGCUGCCGCAGAAAUCGCUUGCCCACGCUGACCGUUACGCUAACGGUAAACGGUGGAAGCGCCCUUUUCUCGUAAACUGUUCUAUACUCUCAGGCUCAAGCCAGUACCGUGUUAAUUAACUUCUUUUCUGUCAUUCUAUCAAAAUUUUAGAUACUCUAGUGUUUAGGUUUACUUUUAUCGUGAUUCUAUCGAUUAGAUAGAUUCAUUCUUCUUCUUCUUCUGCCUCCAGAUCUCAAUCUACAUGUCAAUUUCUCAAAAUCACUUCAAUAUAGACAAAUGCAAAUUUAUAUUCUGAAUGGAAAA
This is a messenger RNA of Vigna radiata var. radiata (mung bean), 893 nucleotides long. RefSeq lists its product as uncharacterized. The transcript has a single exon. Bases 160 to 621 code for a protein of 153 amino acids. The record is from RefSeq and is a predicted model, not a curated record. Lineage: Eukaryota; Viridiplantae; Streptophyta; Magnoliopsida; Fabales; Fabaceae.